Molecule: messenger RNA, 597 nt
Organism: Microthlaspi erraticum
Lineage: Eukaryota; Viridiplantae; Streptophyta; Magnoliopsida; Brassicales; Brassicaceae
Source: the annotation of a GenBank genome assembly
AUGGAUACACUAAGGUUACCAAAGAAAGAAGAACAAGAAGAAACAGAGGUUAAUCAUCAACCUUCUUCAACCUUCGAGUCCAUUAAUGCUUUCUCUCAAGACCAACACAACCAUUCUAUUGAUGAUUUCGACGGCAUUUUUGACAUCACCAUUGACGGUUUAAGCUGCUCUCAUGAAGUCACAUGGGACUUCUGGGAAGAAGAAGAUGAAGACGACGAAGAAGAAAAGAGAGUGAGUACUGAUCAAGAAGGCUCAAGUUUCGGAUUAUGGGACAAUAUGUCGACGGAUUAUGAAGAAAAAGAGUUGAGCCUCAAGCUGAAUCUUAACCAUCAAGAAGUUAUUGAAGCUUGGUCUGAUCGCCAGCAACCUCUGUGGACAGACACUGCAAUGCUAAUGGCUCCGGCCAGUGCCCUUUAUAGAGGAGAAGUGCCGGUGAUGGAUGAAGAGAGGAACACAAGAAGAGAAGCGAGUGUGUUAAGGUACAAAGAGAAGAGACAGAGUAGGCUCUUCUCUAAGAAGAUAAGGUACCAAGUUCGAAAACUCAACGCUGAUAAACGACCUCGUUUUAAGGGUCGAUUCGUGAAAAGGGAGACUUAA